Messenger RNA from Pelobates cultripes (western spadefoot toad), 883 nucleotides. NCBI's taxonomy places the organism in Eukaryota, Metazoa, Chordata, Amphibia, Anura, Pelobatidae. The record is from the annotation of a GenBank genome assembly.
AAUUCUUCCUUCUGGGAUUUAAGAACCCCCCCAUUUUAAACACUAUACUAUUUAUUUUGUUCAUUUUAAUCUACUUUUUGACAGUAGCAUUAAAUGUUCUGAUCAUUUCGCUCGUGGCAACAGUCCCGAUUCUGAAAUCUCCUAUGUAUUUCUUCCUUAGUCACUUAUCUGCAUCCGAUAUCUUGGUCACUACCAAUAUAACUCCUAAUAUGCUCCAUGUUAUUUUACAUGUAGAAAGCACAAUAUCUCUAACUGGCUGCAUCACUCAGUUUCAUUUUCACUGUCUAUCAUCUGCCGCAGAGUGUCUUUUCCUUACGGUGAUGUCCUACGACCGAUAUCUCGCUAUAUGCAAACCAUUACAUUACACAUCCAUCAUGGAUAGCUCGCUUUGCCUCCAAUUGGCUGUUUGGUCUUGGAUUUUAUCAUUUUCAGUGUCACUGCUCAUUGCUUUUUUAAUACAUCAACUAGUCUUCUGUGGCCACGUAAUUGACCAUUAUUUCUGUGAUUUUGUUCCUCUUCUGCAAUUGUCCUGUUCAGAUUCUACCAUUGUAAAAAUGACAAAUAUUGUAUUAUCAAUACCGUUAAUGAUUCUCCCUUUGUCUUUCAUCUUUUACACAUAUAUCUCUAUUUUCAUAACUAUCUCCAGAAUUUCCACCAGCAGUGGAAAACUGAAAUCUUUCUACACCUGCAGCUCUCACUUGAUCGUAGUGAGUAUAUACUAUGGGAUUCUUAUAGCAAUUUACAUGACUCCUUCUAUUAAUUCUUCAUUCAAUGCCAAUAAGGCUAUAUCGCUCUUAUUUACUAUGGGAACUCCAAUUUUUAAUCCUAUUAUUUAUUGUCUUAGGAACAAAGACAUUAAGAAAGCAAUGAGGAAAUUUCUCAA